Mesorhabditis belari is the source of this 390-nucleotide messenger RNA. NCBI's taxonomy places the organism in Eukaryota, Metazoa, Nematoda, Chromadorea, Rhabditida, Rhabditidae. The record is from the annotation of a GenBank genome assembly.
AUGUUUGAAUGUGAUCCGAUGGUAAGCAAAAAGAUUGACGUUUGGUCUUUUGGAGUCGUUUUGUGGGAGUUAAUUGGAAGAAAGUGGUGUUUUGAACAAGAAAGUUAUAUUCUCAUCGAGUUGAGCCAAAAAGGAAAGCUAGAACCGCCAAAGUUUCACUUCAAUCAUCCUCUGUGCGAUUUUAUUACUUUAUGUACCAUUCCAUCGAGGAUUGCUCGGCCAACGUCUAAAAUCGUUUUUAAGAUCUUGCUGGAGCUCAUUGAGACUGAAUCUGUCAACUUCAUGAUGAGAAGCUUCACACCGACCGAAGUGAUCGGAUUAAAUAGACAAAGCGCUCCGCCAAUACCCACUGGAUUCGAUGAAGACGAAAAUGCUCAUCGAACUAAUUUU